AUGGAUAGAUCCAUGAAACAAGCUAACAUUCUUCUUCUACUACUCGUGUUUCUCACAGCAGAAACUAUUGAUAUCAUCUCCUGCAUUGAAAACUCAAAAGGAACUUGUUUUGAAAGUGAGAAGCAAGCCCUUUUAAGGUUCAAGCAGGAUCUUAUUGAUCCAGCAAACCUGCUCUCCUCUUGGGGUGGUGAAGGGGACUACUGCAAAUGGGCUGGAGUUGUCUGUGACAACUUAACUAGUAAUGUCAAGGAGCUCCACCUUCAAAAUCCACUCGCGGAUUGCACCAAUUAUGCUGAUUGUGACACAUAUGUGAGGUCCAGGCUGGGUGGUAAGGUAAACCCUUCCUUACUCAAACUGAAGCAACUGAGUCACUUUGACCUGAGCAACAACGAUUUCAGGGGAAUUCCAAUUCCAAGCUUCAUUAGUUCCUUUGGGAGCUUAAGAUAUCAUAACCUCUCCUAUGCCGGGUUUGGGGGAGUAAUCCCUCAUCAACUCGGGAACCUCUCAAGCUUGCGAUAUCUUGAUCUUGCUGGAGAUUUCGAGGGACUAGUUCCUCAUCAACUGGGAAAUCUUUCAAGUUUGCGUUAUCUCAAACUCCGUGGUGGUUUUGCUGAGAAUCUCCAAUGGCUUAAUGGUCAUUCCUUGUUGAAGCAUAUUGACUUGAGUUAUGUCAACCUUACCAAAGCAUCUGACUGGCUUCAGGUGACAAAUAUGCUCCCUUCUUUGGUAGUUUUACGCUUGUCUGGUUGUGGUCUUGUUCACUUUCCUGCUCUACCUGUCGUUAAUUUUACUUCUCUUGCAACCCUUGAUCUUUCCUUCAAUUCCUUUCAAUCUUCAAUCCCCGAUUGGUUGUUUAUCAGUCUCAAUGGCCUCGAUACUCUUAAUCUUCAAUUCUGUGGUUUUCAUGGGCCAAUUCCUAUUGGUCUUCGAAACAUGACUGUUCUUAGGAAUCUACUUCUGUCCUAUAAUUCGUUCAGUACCAUACCUAACUGGCUGUAUAGUUUUAGCCAUCUUGAAUACCUUGACCUGUCAUUCUGUGACUUGCAAGGUGUGAUCACUAGUGCAAUUGGAAACCUGACUUCUGUAGCUAUGCUUGACUUCUCAUUUAACAAGCUUGUGGGAAAAUUACCUAGAUCUUUUGAAAAUCUUUGCAACUUGAAAGAAAUCGUUUUGUCAGGUACUAGCAUUGGUGGCAGUGUAUCAGAAGUUUUUAAUAUUUUCUCCAAAUGCAUUUUAGGUGGACUGGAAACUCUUGAUUUAUCAGGGACUCGACUUUCUGGCAAUUUUCAUGAUGCUACUCAGCAACUCGCACAAUCUAAAAAUCUGGUAGCCCUCGUGCUUUCUAGUUGUCUUCUUUUCGGUCGCAUUCCAGUAUCUUUGGGGGGAUUAUCGACCUUGCAAUAUUUAGAUAUUAAUAAUAAUUCUCUUUCUAGUCACAUUCCAGCAUCAUUAGGAGAAUUGUCAUCCUUGAAAUAUUUAGAUUUUGCUGAUAAUAACUUGAGCGGACCUGUUCCUGAAAGUCUUGGACAACUUGCAAAGCUAGAAGUAUUUUGGAUGUCUGGAAAUUCAUUACAAGGUGUUAUAUCUGAAGUUCACUUUGCCAACCUCACAAGACUGAGAGAAUUCGGUUGUGCCGAAAAUCAUUUGGUCUUGCAAGCGGAUCCAACUUGGGUUCCUCAAUUUCACCUUGAUAUGCUAGCAUUAGGAUCAUGCCAAUUGGGUCCAAAAUUUCCCCCAUGGCUUCGUUCACAAAAGAAUUUAGCAGUUCUAGAUAUAUCCAAUAAUGGGAUUUCAGAUGUCAUUCCAAAUUGGUUUUGGAACUUAUCUUCCAAGGUUUAUUUUUUAAAUCUCUCUCGCAAUCAUUUCUACGGUGAAAUUGUCGAUAUGCCUUUAGUUUUUUCUAUUUCUACAAUAGUUGAUUUAAGUUCUAACCACUUUAGAGGUAGAUUACCCCAUGUAUCCUCAAAUGCAAUUACGCUGGAUCUUUCUAGCAAUUCAUUUUCAGGUUCUAUUUCCCACUUCCUGUGCUACAAGAUUGAUCAACCAAAGGAUUUGCAACUUUUGAAUCUCGAGGGAAAUCUUUUAUCAGGAGAAAUUCCCGAUUGUUGGAUGAGCUGA
Molecule: messenger RNA, 2118 nt
Organism: Cornus florida
Lineage: Eukaryota; Viridiplantae; Streptophyta; Magnoliopsida; Cornales; Cornaceae
Product: receptor-like protein EIX1
Exons: 1
Coding region: 1-2118 (705 amino acids)
Molecular function (GO): protein binding
Source: RefSeq, a predicted model, not a curated record